AUGUUUCCAACAGGUUUCAAUGGGAAAUUCGAGCCAGCAUUUUCGGGGAAAAUGAAGGUGCUGGAUUAUCUGUUGGCAGUAACACGCGCAACAACAAAAGACAAAUUUGUUCUUGUAUCAAAUUAUACACAAACAAUUGACUCGUUUGUAGAGAGUGCGGAGUAUAUAUUUUUGUUAUCGUCAAAAGCGGGUGGUUGUGGCCUCAAUUUGAUUGGCGCAAAUCGGCUUAUAAUGUUUGAUCCGGAUUGGAAUCCAGCAAACGAUGACCAGGCGAUGGCACGAGUUUGGAGAGAUGGGCAGAAAAAAAACUGUUUCAUCUAUCGUCUACUGGCGGUAUCUUCAAUUUGCACUGGAUGA
This is a messenger RNA of Gongylonema pulchrum, 357 nucleotides long. Lineage: Eukaryota; Metazoa; Nematoda; Chromadorea; Rhabditida; Gongylonematidae. The record is from the annotation of a GenBank genome assembly.